AUGAAGUUUGGGUUCCCCAUGGAUGGGCUGCUUGCCCUGGCAUCGCUUCACCUGGCAUUCCUUGAUCAAUCCAUGAAAGAACAUUACACCGAGGUUGCCAUCCAGUACCAGAACUCAGGACUCAAUGCCUUCAAGGAGGCUCUGGAUUCUAUUUCGGAAGAAAGCGCGACGGCUGUAUUCGCAUUCUCGAUUGUCACCACCAUCCUAGCUUUCGCGAUCUCGUCAGGACACCAAGUAUCCAACGUCUCCGACACCUUUGUCUCCAUCUGUCAACUGCUUAGAGGAGUGAGAACGAUAGUCUUCGCCUCGGAAAUUUCGAUAAGAACCGGCCCCCUUGGGGCGUUGGUGGAUCCGACCAGCAAUUCAAGCGUUUCAAACUCUCCGAGUCCACCUAGCCUCAAAAGAGACGGCAUUCAGGCAGCCAUGGCUGAAUUCCGUGAGCAAACAGGCGCCGUCGGAAAAUAUUCCACCCCGAAAUCACAUCAAGCCUACCUGUCAGGCAUUAAAAGUCUUGAAACGAGCUUUGACAUGGUUGCCCAAGGUCCAAAGGUGGCUGUAGUAGCUGGCUGGCCAGUAGAAGUAACGGACGAGCUUGUUGAACUCUUCAAACAAGGAGAUCCAAUAGCCAUUCUUAUCUGCAUACAUUAUGGUGCUCUAGCCCUUGAGGUUCAUGACAGAUGGUGGGGUAAAAACUUUGGAAUUGAUCUUAUCGAUGAACUGUCACAGUCUCUGCAUUCCAUCGACCCCGAGUGGGCUUCUCACACCGAAUGGGCGAGAACAUUGUCUGCAUCCGUUGCGAACAAUGUUACGUGUUCUUUGUAA
Molecule: messenger RNA, 822 nt
Organism: Ilyonectria robusta
Lineage: Eukaryota; Fungi; Ascomycota; Sordariomycetes; Hypocreales; Nectriaceae
Exons: 1
Coding region: 1-822 (273 amino acids)
Biological process (GO): regulation of transcription by RNA polymerase II
Molecular function (GO): DNA-binding transcription activator activity, RNA polymerase II-specific
Source: RefSeq, a predicted model, not a curated record